GCGCACACACACACACACACACACACACACACACACACACACACACACACACACACACUUUUCCCAUUCACAGGUACAAGCUUGGUAGAUCAUUUUAAUUCUAUUCAUUGCUUGUAAAGCAACGGAGGACCGGGACUGGAAAUUUAUUUUUCGUUGUACACUAAAAUUAACUCGGUCGCAGUUAGAAGUUUACACCAGGCAAGUAAAAUGUCUUUGAUUGGGCCGAGUUGACCUUUGUUAAUAUUGUUCUAACAUGUCUACUAAUUAAUUGUUUAGUUCAUGAAGGAAUUAUCACUGUGUAGUUAUUUUUGAUCAGUAAUACACUUGUAAUUCUGGAGAAACCAGUAUUUUUGUGACGCGGAUUGCGACUGCAUGUAAAAGACUACAGAAAAAAAUGGAGUGAAGGUCUUGAGUAUUUGAACGUAGCGAAUACAUACAAAAAUCGCAGUUUCAAACGAUAUCUGGAUAAAUUACACCUUCUGACAGUUUACGAUUUUUGAUGCAGUGACGCUUUGGACUAGUUAACUAAAAGUUUUCUCACCAUUUGGGGUUUGUCAUUUCUUAAGUUUCCGAAAAGCGUGUCAGUACUAUGAAAGUUCAUAAUCGCACUUCCCAAAACUGUAUGUACAAAUAGUACCCGACGAAAUAUUUUAGCAGAGUUUUAAAGUGUAGGCAGAACUAACGAGACCCUUCCUAAUCGGAGCUUUUGAGCGAGAGAGAGAAAAACAUUUCACACUAAUAAAAGUGACACGCUGUUUGCUUUUUCAGGUAAAUAGGAAACGUUAAUAAUUGUUAACAUUUCCAAAAUAUAACAGAACAGUCCAUUGUAGGUAUAUGAAUUCUGUCCUAGAGGCGGGUGGGUGACAGACUGCUGGAUGAUGACUACAUGAGGCAGACGUAACAGUGUAGUGUUCUUGACUGGUGUCAGUACGUGCGCUGAUGCUGCUAUUUCGAAGAGUGACAUGUUUCACGUAAGAAGUAAUCUCUGUUAAUUUCAGAUUCAUCCACGGAAAAAUUUUCUCGUAACCUGAAAAUGGUAGUGUUUGUGAUUUGGUAUCUUACGUAUAUGGCGAAGCAUUGUCAGUUUGUAAUUCAUAUUAGGCUUGUACUGGAAGUGCAGCUUUUCCUGCUGCUCCUGCGGCAGCGUGUUUUUUGGGCAGCGUGGUCGUCCAGUAGUAUUUUUGUCGGCGAGGCAGCUCACAAGCUCGGGCGAAGGCGUACACAGUGGACUCGCCAGCCAGGGGUGGAGGGCAGCUUGUGCCUGUUAGCACAAAUUUAAGUAUUUAAAUGGCGUUUGUAAUGAAUAUGAAAUAUCUUAAGACGUUUGGAAAAUAAAAUUUCCUAAGUGUAGUACACGAGGAGCAGCUCACCACGCCAUAUAUCCAUAACACCUGUGUAAUAGUGUCCUUUAAUCGUUGAUGGGAUGCAGCAGAUGAACGGUAGUCAUAUAGAUUCCUCCAUAUGAAUAUGUUACACGAAAUACUGUUGGCGUGUUGAAAAGCAAAAUGAUUGAAACACUGUUGGCAUCCGAAUAUCAUUUGCUAAAUUUAAGAAGUUACACAUUCGUUUGUAAUGAACACAAGAGUAUAAUGCACGGGCAAAAUGUGGUAGUCUCCCAUGUAAUUAGAAGCAUUUGAUUCGUUUCUGAUUUAGGUAGUGGAAAUAUGUUUUUAGCAAAUGAGCCUGGAAUGCGAGCCUGAAAAUCCCACAACAAGAGAUUCUUAGAAUUCUGUGUUGUUUCGCCCGAUUAGUAUGAGAGAUGCUGCUCUGACGAAAGUAUUGAUCGUGAACAAAAAAUGUUGCAUUACUAGAAAAUAUGUAAUCGGUGAAUAGUUACCUACGUGUCGUCACUUGUAUCAUUCAGACAACCCACCUGUAAAAAUAAUUUCAAAAUCUGUAAACCGUACGAAAUGAAGGCAAACAUUUCUUCCGAAUACAGUGCCUGCCCCAUGUAAUGGAGUAAUAUUGUUUCUGAUAAAUAAUCAAAGUUAAAAUGUACUAGUUUCGACAUCAUAACUUAAAUAACAGCCAAAAUAAGUAAUUCAAUACUUAACACACCUUGUGAGUAACAAUAACUGCCUACUAAUGAAUGAGCUACCGAUAUGUCGGAGAGAUUCCUAUCCUGACUUUGAAACAUAUUUCAUCUACUUGCUUAAUAAUGCUACUAGUUAUUUCACUCUUGUUUCUUUUAAUCUGAUUGCAUCAUUCGAUACUACACUAGUGAAACGGACCCUUGGUGCCCUUUCUAAUGGAAACAGGUAAAGUGCCUCAUUGGAACGUUAUAGCCAGACACCUAUUCUCGGCCAGUUCUUUGGUACGUUCUUUAGUGUCAUGUAUCAGUUGAUGCACGCUUCUCGAAUGAAAUAUUUUCUAUGAAUGCAAGUGCCUAAAAACCAUAUCAGCACAAUUUCUGGUAACGAUGUAUGACAAAAUGUUGAAUUACUCAUUGUAAUUUUAAUGCUCGUUCUCCAGUCACUUCAGUUACCAAACAGUAACAUAAAUUUCGGUACUAUUUUCUCCCAUUCUCAUGUGCAUUUGAAACAUCAAUUGAAAAUGUAUAAACUUCUGAGCAGCACCACGAGCUUGGCAGAAUUCCACUGUCCUUCGUUUGUCCAUUAUGAGUUCUUGGUUUGUCCGAUAUGUCAUAUAGCCAUAAAGACCUCGACGCAUUAUGAACUUCGUGUGGCACACAGACGUUCUUUCAGCAGGUCUUCGGCAUUAAUUCAUAAUUAAGUUAUUUUAUAUUAUUGUAGGGGCGCAAGAACGUAAACUUUGCCUCUUGAACUUCGUGGCGCGUACCCAGCGCAACAAAGGCUCAGUAACACUUAAUUGUUGGGCGAUUAUAUGCAGCUUUCAAUCUCCUUAGUUGCCUCUGUAAUAGCGAAUAAUAGCGGUCUCCAGCCAUAGGCUAUUCGAGGAAGUUCACAAAAAUUUGCCUCAAUUGAAUGUUGAUGUGCUGCGGCAGUAUGAAAGGUAGCUCUUAAACUUUACAUGUGUUAGCGUUGAAAUUUCUGGAAGAUUUGAACACGGAACUAAAACUACACGGUUUCCUCCAUAGCCUAUUGUGUUGACACCUCCGUUGGCGAAGAAAAAUGGCUUUGCAGUUCGGUUUUACAGAAAUGUUCAAGAAAGUUAUAACCUCACCCGAUCCUUGAACGAGCAACAGAAUAAAGGGUGUCUUUAAAGAAAGUAGGAGAUUUUCCUGGAUUUGAAUGAUUUCCAGAACUUUUAUUCAAAAUAUUUGAAAGAGUUGUGCAUUUUGUUUCCCUUUGGAUCUGUUUGACCAUUGUCAUUCCAAAAUCCCUCCCGGCUCACAUGAACAUCUGACCUUGAAACGCAACUUGAGAUCAACUUCUCAAUGUAUUGUUUUUCUCGAUGAGAUUUGGUAUCUGUUGUCGAUUAAUAACAGUACAUAUAUAUUACUUCAAUGGAAUUGAGCUGCACCUAAUAUAACUUACGUGGAGUUCAGAUCUCCGCCAGAUAUUAAUGUAAACUGCUCAAAACAGCACAUAAUUCAUCCGUCUUUUCUGAUACCCCUUCAGACUUUCCACCAGAUGUUCAACAUUGUGAUUAUUAAUAUUCAUGCCGACAUCAGUGCCUUUGUAAGCAGGCUUUAUUUCAGAUAUUUUAUUGGGGCAACAGUCUAGUUUCAGUGGGGCCGUGGGAAGAUGCGAGGCGGCAACAUGGCACAGAAUUAGAACUCCCGUGACGCAGCACGUGGCCCAAGCGCCUAGUGCGCCCGUGCUCAGCGCCACUUGACAAUGCCUGUUCAAUUUUCCGGGCAGUGAACGUUAUUGCCCUUGUUGCUAAAUUGUAGGCGGCAUUGUUUCUCUACGAAGGAAGCAAGAUCACCUAAUUGAUAAAUCAUUUAGUAGCUGUUUCGCAAUAUUUCAGCUUGAUACAAUAAAUUGAUAAUGGCUUCCAGUUACAUGUUACUGAUUUCAAAGCUCAAUAUCGGUUGUGAUAUUAAAUGUCAUGCAUCUAACUCAGCUGAAAUUACCGUUAGAAGGCCCCUAAUUGUAGCAUAUAACAUGACAGUAUGUAAAGCAAUUAUGACAUGGCAUGAGAAACAUUACUCAAGAGCGCUGCGGCAUUUGCAGCAGUCUGACUCUGAGGGUUUACUGUCAUGGAUAAUCUUCCAUACACUGCCGACUUUGCCCCAUCCGAUUUUCAUCUGUUUACAAAAUAACAUGGAGGUCGUCUUUGAUAGUGAUGAAACGAUCGAAGCAGAGGUGGCGUGAGCGCGCGCACGCACACACACACACACACACACACACACACACACACACACACACACACACACACAUGACCAAUUUAUAAUUGCUAAUGCAAAAUUCCGUUAGUAACUGAAAAUUUCAGAUUUAUGGGGAGCAAUUUAUGCAAGUGUUUUAUGGUCGAACAUACACAAUUAUGACAGCGUAAUGCCCUUCUGUCUAAACUGAAAUGCUGCUCUCUAAAUAAAAUUCCCUUUAUCAAAUAACAGAAGCAAAAUAAUUAAAGCAACGGGAGAAUGUAUUCGGCGAGUUUGUGGUAGGAGGUAGAAUACUGCACUACUAUGAAAACUAUGUUCUACGAAAUAUUCUUGUUUAAGAUGGUGUAUAAUCAUCGACUCAUUAAUCACAAGCGAGUGUGUGAGAGAAACGUUUAAAAACAUCGACAUUAGAAAUAUCAGCAAUUGCAACAAAAUAAAUUGUGAAUUUGUUUUCUUGUUGAAUCCCUAAAACAGUCGUCAUUCCAGUGGAAUGGAGGAGGGUAAGAUGGAUUAAUGGAGAACUGUUCUACAGAAUUCGGUGAAUAUUUCACAGAAUUAUUCAGUCAUCGACAAGUAAUUUUUUAACUUCGGUAAGCACAUAAUUUCGGUUUACCGUGAGCAAUAAAUUGCUAAUGGACGAAAUGCAGAAAGGCGGCGCGUCGAAGGUAGGUAGGCGGAACCGUUCAGUGAAUGUUUCUGUUUUGCUCCCCCAAACUUGUCCGUAUAAUAGAGCUACAAUGAGACCAUCAUAAAUGAAUCGGUUCAGGCAUUAUCAUCUAGUAAAACUGUUUGGCUAAUGGCCUUCAAAAAUUUGGUUUUCAGCUGACACCUAUGCCACUAGGUUGACACUGCCCGGCGAGUUGGGCUUAUACAUCCCUUUACGUAAGGCCAAUGCGUCGUCGCGCGGAGGCGCGUUGUUAUAUUUAGCUUGGCCAGUAUUUGGCAGGGGGCACCCGCCCGCCUGGCAGCCUUACCACUUGCCUGCCCCAGGCCAGGGUAUCUUUAGUUGCAUCCCCGGAGCGUACGCGAGAGGUUCGAGUCUUACCAUGAUCUGGGCUGCCGUCACGAACCACGGUAACUCGACGGCCGCGGCAGCGCCAGCUGUGGCGGGUGCAGGUGUAGAGUCGGGCGGUCGCUGGGACGCGAGUGCUGGGGCGGCAGGCGCGAGGAGACACCGGUACGCCCGAUCUUCUACUGCCAGUAGUGUAACGCAGCUUCUGAGCGAGUCAUGUUCAAGUCUGCUUCAACGUUUGACGACGCGUGUACGCGGACCGUCGUCAACCGCAGACUGUCAGCCACAGCCUCAAUCACCCUCCAGUGUCACCACUCCUGGGACUUCGUCUGCUGCCGGUACUACUACUACUGCUGGUGCAGCUGCUACUUUCGGAUUAGGCACUACUCGGUCACGUCUUGAAGACAAGUAUUCUGCAGUACUAAAGCAGCGUCGUCCAGAACGUGACAGAGAAAGAGUAAGGGAGAAGGAUGACAGAGAUAAUGACAAAGAGAUCGAACGCCUUCCAUUAUUGCAGAAGAGUGCGACAAAUGUGCAGUUAUUAAGAGAUUCUCCUCCAGCCCUUGAAUUAAAUCAGCAUCGCCAUCAUGGCCACUCCCAUCAUCACCACCACCACCAUCAUCGUCACCACAGACAUAAGUCUGAUCGUGGACCUGUCAGUGCAGCUGUGCCUUUGGCUUCAGAAUCGCGUACCCGCACCCGGACUCGAACUAGAACCCCACGCAGGGAGCGCUAUUUACCCUCUCGCCUUUGCCCUGUUGAAAUACCACUGUCUGUGGAUGAACCGUCGUCAACCACUCCAGCUGAUGAUGAACGCCAAACGAAACGACAAGAGAUUCAGUCUCUCAUUCUGAAGUACUCUGCAUUGGAUGAAGCAUACUCGCGUCUCACCGAUUCAAAGCGUGUCAUACCUGAUCAGCAGCAGCCACGACAGCCUCAGCCACACCUGUCAUCGCUGCAGAAGCACAAGCACACACUACAGCCCCAUAUUGCAGCACCCCUGCCGACUAGUUCUCGAGCACCCUCCGUGGAGGACGACGAAGAUGGCCACCUGAUAUAUCGCCAUGGCGACGUGCUCCGAGACCGAUAUAAAAUAUUGGCCACCUUAGGAGAAGGCACAUUUGGAAAAGUCGUCAAAGUGAAAGAUUUACAUACGUCCAGAAGACAUUUUCCAAGAAAUUUGAAAAUACCACGUAGCAAUAGUCACAACAGGGAUCAUGUAAUGGCACUGAAAAUAAUAAAGAAUGUUGAGAAAUACAGAGAAGCUGCAAAGCUGGAGAUAAAUGCCUUGGAAAAGAUCGCUGAGAGAGAUCCAGAUGGUGCACACCUGUGUGUGAAAAUGCUGGACUGGUUUGACUACCAUGGUCAUAUGUGCAUUGCCUUUGAAAUGCUGGGUCUAAGUGUGUUUGAUUUCUUGAAGGAUAAUAAUUAUCAGCCUUACCCAUUGGAAGCUGUCCGCCACAUUGCUUACCAGCUGUGUUACUCUGUGAAGUUCCUUCAUGACAACAAACUUACCCAUACUGAUCUCAAACCAGAGAAUAUUUUAUUUGUAGACUCAGAUUAUGACCUUUCAUACAACAGCAAAAAGAAGAGGGAUGUCAGACGUGUGAAGCGCACUGAUGUGAGGUUAAUAGACUUUGGCAGUGCGACAUUUGACCACGAACAUCACAGUACAAUUGUUUCAACACGGCAUUAUCGUGCACCAGAAGUUAUUCUUGAACUUGGCUGGGCGCAACCAUGUGAUGUUUGGUCCAUCGGGUGCAUAAUUUUCGAAUUGUAUCUGGGUAUAACACUAUUCCAGACACAUGAUAAUAGGGAGCAUUUAGCAAUGAUGGAACGAAUUCUUGGUCCUAUACCUUACAGAAUGGCACGGAAGACGAAGACGAAGUACUUCUACCAUGGGAAAUUAGACUGGGAUGAAAAGAGUUCUGCUGGCCGCUAUGUGAGGGAAAAUUGCAAGCCUCUACAUCGAUACCAACACAGUGAUGAUGAGGAUCAUCGGCAGUUAUUUGACUUGGUGUCUCGAAUGCUGGAGUAUGAACCCUCAGCACGCAUCACGUUAGCUGAAGCAAUGAGGCAUCCAUUCUUCGAUAAAAUUCCACCACACCAGAGGCUUGGCAGUGACAGGCGUGGUGGAGGCAGUGCAUCUUCGGACCGGGACCGCGAGCGAAGCCACUCCCUCUCACGGUAUGGGAGUCCGCGUUCUGGAACUCACUGUACGAGUCGCAGUCGGGGAAGUUCACCUGGUGUAGCAACAUCGAGGUGUGCAUACGGUGAUUCGGACAAUUGAGUCAGACAUCCAGCUGCCAUUGUCUCCUUAUUUUGACUUUGGACAGCUGCAUUGUUCCUGAAAAGAAGUGACUUACUGCAAAAGAAGUGCUUCAGGUUCCCUGGAAGUGAAUUUUUCACUGUAAUGUAGUGCCUGAUAGGGACACUUUCCAUGUCACCCAUUAUUGUAUAUCUGUACAUACAUGUGUGUGUGUGUGUGUGUGUGUGUGUGUGUGUGUGUGUGUGUGUGCGCCAGAGGCUGAUACAAAUGUCUUAGUAAAAGGACUGCUAAAACGUUAAGGACUUUUUAUGUAAAGUGUGUUUUACAUGUUUAAUUCAUAUUCAUUUGCUUCAUUGAUAGCAGUAUUGUAAAGAUCAUUUGCCUCAAACUGUGAAUAUUUGUAAAAUUUCGAAGUUAUCUUCAUAUUAUAAAAGAAAGAAAAUCCCAUUUUCACGAUGGAUCAAUAUAAGUAAUAAAUAAUUUAUAUUUUUCAGACUUGGAGCAGUAUUUUUUUAGUGUAAUGUUUUUGUCCAGUUUUCUAAAAUUGUCUCAGAUGAUUUAGUUUAUUGCAGAUCACUUUCUUUUUUACUGGAGCAUUAAGCAUUUAUUGUCAUGGUCUGUGUCCACCUCAUUGUUGUAGAUUGAAUACUUUUACAUGUGAAAAUUUACUAUGGCAGUAAGAAAGUAAAUUAGUAAUUAGAAAUGAAUAUUCACUUGUAAUAUUCAUAUAAUGUUACAAACAUCUAAGAACCAUAUGUGGUUGUAAUGUCGUUUUGAGAUUCGAUAUGCUUGGGAUUAUAUCAAUCAUUAUUAUUUGUACACAAUUCUCUUAGUAAGAGGCCUUCAUAUGUAAUGAAAAAACUUCCAGUACUCAUUGUACCAAAUAUCCAAGCCCACAUUUGGAAUUUGGUCAUAUGUAAAUAGGAAUAAAAGAUAGUGUCAUUAAAGGCUACCUUUUGUUCGA
This is a messenger RNA of Schistocerca gregaria, 8497 nucleotides long. RefSeq names its product dual specificity protein kinase CLK2 (gene Doa). Lineage: Eukaryota; Metazoa; Arthropoda; Insecta; Orthoptera; Acrididae. Gene Ontology annotation, molecular function: ATP binding; protein kinase activity. The transcript has 12 exons. Gene Ontology annotation, biological process: protein phosphorylation. The record is from RefSeq and is a predicted model, not a curated record. Bases 5299 to 7554 code for a protein of 751 amino acids. Gene Ontology annotation, cellular component: nucleus.